AUGUCGAAGCCGAUCGCGAUCCACCGCUCGGCCUCGCACACGCCGUCGAUGCUCGUCAACUCGAAGAAGUACCUCUCCGACCGACCACAACUUCUCGAUUGCCCCCGAUGUCGGCAUCACGGCGACACGGAGGUGCGCUUCGUGGUCGGCUUCUUCACGUACGUCUCGUUCCUGGUGAUCCUCAUCUGUGGCGUAUUCGUGCUGCCCCUGUUCUUCGUCUGGGUGCCCUUCGUCCUCGACGCGUUCAAGGACGUUGAACACUACUGCCCGAGCUGCAAGGCAUGGAUCGGAACGUACCGUCGACUCGGCAAGAGCACU
Mesorhabditis spiculigera is the source of this 318-nucleotide messenger RNA. Lineage: Eukaryota; Metazoa; Nematoda; Chromadorea; Rhabditida; Rhabditidae. The record is from the annotation of a GenBank genome assembly.